AAUCUUCAUAUAUUGACAGAUUCAUGUCUGUUAAUGAUUGUGAACUCAAUGUUGAAUUGUUGAUUAAGAACUUGAAGAAUGUGAUAAUAAAGAAAUUAUCUGUGAUAUAUAUAACUGAGUCUUCUGUGUCUAUCUCUUUCUCUUCUACUGCUUCUUCUAAAUCUUCUACACUUGCCCCUGUGUUCUGUUCUCCUGCUCCCGCAACCCCGGGUUCUGCUACUCUCACUUCUGCUACUUGUGUCUCUGCUAUCUCUGCCACUGCUUCUGCUUUUAUUAUCAACUCUCCCUGUUUCAAGAAGAUGGUGUAUAGGCUUGAUAAAUCACAUUUAUCA
Messenger RNA from Blastomyces gilchristii SLH14081, 332 nucleotides. RefSeq lists its product as uncharacterized. The transcript has a single exon. The annotation marks the transcript as partial. The record is from RefSeq and is a predicted model, not a curated record. Lineage: Eukaryota; Fungi; Ascomycota; Eurotiomycetes; Onygenales; Ajellomycetaceae.